CACACGUCUCUGCCUUUUCCCAGGAAGAGCAGGAAAUGGUUGAACCGUGGGGACAAGUGACUUUUGAGGAUGUGGCUGUGGAUUUUACCCAGGAGGAGUGGCAGUACCUGAACCCUCUGCAGAGGAUUCUGUUCAGAGAUGUGAUGUUGGAGACAUACAGCAACCUGGUUUCUGUGGGGCAGGAAGUUACCAAACCAGACCUCAUACUCAAACUGGAAUUAGAAAAGUUGUUCUGGGAAGAAGGAAAAAUCCCCAUUUGGAACUUCCCAGAACUGUGUAGAUUAUACCAAAUAGAAGAACAGAUUGAGAGACAAUACCAGGAAAAUGAAGAUAAUUGCUUGUUGAUGGAUAUUGGAUUCCCUAACAAGAGAAUAUUUACCCCCAUCAAGAAUGGUUAUAAUGAAUUUGGCACUACUUUUCAUCUGUGUACAAACCUUAUUUCUUCCAUACAAAGACCUUAUAAACCUGAGUCGUUUGGAAAUAAUAUGGUAGAUAAUUUAGACUUGUUUAGUAGCAGCUCUGUAGGAGAGAAAUAUGAUAAUGGAUGUGCAAAAUUAUUCCUUCAUAAUGAAUUUGAGAAAACAAAUCUUGGAGUAAAACGUUAUGGAUAUAAAGAGUGUGGGAAGGUCCUCAAGAAAAAUAAAGUUCUAAGCUUGCAUCAGAGAAUUAAAAAUGGAGAGAAGCCUUUUGAAUGCACUGCAUGUAGGAAAACCUUCAACAAGAAAUCACACCUCAUUGUACACUGGAGAACUCAUACAGGUGAGAAACCCUUUGGAUGUACUGAAUGUGGAAAAGCAUUUAGCCAAAAAUCUCAGCUUAUUAUACACCUGAGAACUCAUACAGGAGAGAAACCCUUUGCAUGUCCUGAAUGUGGAAAAGCUUUCAGAGAGAAGUCAACCAUCAUUAUUCAUUAUAGGACUCACACAGGUGAGAAACCUUAUGAAUGUAAUGAAUGUGGAAAAGCUUUCACUCAGAAAUCAAAUCUCAUUGUCCAUCAGAAAACACAUGCAGGAGAGAAAACCUUUGAAUGCACUAAAUGUGGGGAAUCUUUUAUACAAAAGCUUGACCUAAUCAUACACCAUAGUACUCAUACAGGAAAGAAACCACAUGAAUGUAAUGAGUGUAAGAAAACUUUUAGUGAUAAGUCAACUCUUAUUAUACAUCAGCGAACUCACACCGGAGAAAAGCCUCAUAAAUGUGCUGAAUGUGGAAAGUCUUUCAAUGAAAAGUCAACUCUUAUUGUACAUCAAAGAACUCACACAGGAGAGAAACCCUAUGAAUGUAAUGUGUGUGGGAAAACCUUCACUCAAAAAUCUAAUCUUGGUGUACACCAGAGAAUUCAUUCAGGAGAAAAACCCUUUGAAUGUAAUGAAUGUGAGAAAGCAUUCUCUCAGAAAUCCUAUCUCAUGUUACACCAGAGAGGUCAUACAGGAGAGAAACCCUAUGAAUGCAAUGAAUGUGAAAAAGCAUUUUCUCAGAAGUCAUAUCUCAUUAUACAUCAAAGAAUUCAUACAGAAGAAAAACCCUAUAAAUGUAAUGAAUGUGGCAAAGCCUUUAGAGAAAAAUCAAAGCUCAUCAUACACCAGAGAAUUCACACAGGAGAGAAACCCUAUGAAUGUACGCUAUGUUGGAAAGCUUUUAGUCAGAAAUCUCAGCUCAUAAUACAUCAGAGAACACACACAGGAGAGAAACCCUAUCCAUGUAGUGAGUGUGGCAAAGCCUUCCGAGAAAAAUCAACAUUCACUGUACAUCAAAGAACUCAUACAGGAGAGAAACCUUAUAAAUGUACAGAAUGUGGGAGAGCCUUUACCCAGAAAUCAAAUCUUAUUGUACAUCAGAGAACACAUACAGGAAAGAAAGCCUGUGGGAAAAAUCACUCCCAGAAAUCAAAGCUCAGUGUGCAUUAAAAGUUAAAUUAAGAGUGCCUAUUAUUUUUUCUGAAGGAAGAUUUUAUUUUUUGGUUUAUGGUCACACUGGUGGUGCUCAGAAAUCACUCUUGGCUGGCUUGGGGGUACCAUAUAGGAUGGCAGGGAUUGAGCCUUGAUCGGCUGUGUUGAAGUAGAUGCCUUCCCUACUGUUAUUAUUUUGAUCCAUUAAUCAUAAUUUUGAAUUAUAUUCUGAACUUCUGGUUGAUUUAUGGAGAAUAUUUUCAGCCUUUUCAAAUUUUUUAUCUCAGGUUUGGAGAGAGCUCAAUGUACUGGGUAUCUAUUGUAUGCAGAAGGCCUGAUUCCUAUGCUGGGCACCAGAUAUACUUUUAUAGCUUCUUAAUAAUACCUAAGCACUGAGAAGUAGCUUAGCAGUAGUCCCGAAGCAUUUCUGGGUAUAGGCCCCAAAGCAAAAUUUUUAUCUUAAUUUUUCAUCUCAGUCUUCAUUCAAAGGAUACAAAGUAAGAAAAGGAGCAGAAAUAUAAUGUAUGUAUUAGAUUAGAAGACUGGCAGAAGAAAACAAGAGCCAGCACAGGAGAAUUCAGAGAUCACU
Suncus etruscus (white-toothed pygmy shrew) is the source of this 2478-nucleotide messenger RNA. RefSeq names its product zinc finger protein 182-like. The transcript is spliced from 5 exons. Lineage: Eukaryota; Metazoa; Chordata; Mammalia; Eulipotyphla; Soricidae. The record is from RefSeq and is a predicted model, not a curated record. Gene Ontology annotation, biological process: regulation of DNA-templated transcription. Bases 36 to 1907 code for a protein of 623 amino acids.